Molecule: messenger RNA, 714 nt
Organism: Rotaria sp. Silwood1
Lineage: Eukaryota; Metazoa; Rotifera; Eurotatoria; Philodinida; Philodinidae
Source: the annotation of a GenBank genome assembly
AUGGCAUUAGCACUUUUACCACCUCAGGAAGUUGAAACUGCAUUUUAUAACAUACGUGCAUCAGAAAACAACAAAGUAAAACAAGAACUUCGUCAAUUAUUUCUCUACUUCGAAAAUCAGUGGUUGACUAAUACACCAGUAGAAAUGUGGAAUGUUCAUGGUUGUGAACAAAGAACAAAUAAUACAUGUGAAGUUGAUGCACAAUCUGAAAGACAAACAUCAAUUUAUUCUCCACCAUUUUAUUCAUCUCCAACUGGUUAUAAAAUGAGAGUUCGUCUUUAUUUAAAUGGUUACGGUAAUGCUCGUCGUACACAUAUGUCACUCUUUUUUGUGCUUAUGCAAAGUGAAUACGAUGUCAUUCUCAAAUUUCCAUUCAACUAUAAAGUCACAUUUUGUUUAUACGAUCAAACACCUGCACAACGGCAUAUUAUUGAUUCAUUUCGACCAGAUAUUAAAUCAAAUAGUUUUCAACGUCCACGAUCUGAAAUGAAUAUUGCAAGCGGCAUUCCAAAGUUUUGUCCUUUGUCAGUGAUUCAACAAGAAGAUAAUGUUUAUGUUCGAGAUGAUACAAUGUUCAUUAAAAUUAGGGUGAAUUUUGAUGAUAUGCCGAAAACAUUAUUGCCAUACGCUUUAUGUCUUAAUCCGGGUCUACCACUGCAUGUACGACAAGAAAUGGUGGAGAAAGAAGCAAAACGAAGGAAAAAAGCAGGUUAA